AUGAAGAGGAGGCCCGGUAGAAGAGGCAGGGACGUGGAGGAGACCAUGCUCACAAAUAAGGAGAGGAUGGCCGAUGCGGAGGAGACCAUGCUCCCGAAGAAGAAGAAGAAGCAGAGGAUGGCCGACGCGGAGAAGUCGUCCUACCUGGUGGUAGGCCAUGGGUGCAUGAGCCCUGCCUUUUCGUUGUUCAAGAUUGAACCCUACACCGACAGCGGCGGCGGCGACACCCCGGUGAGAAUCCCACGCCGCCUCGCCCGCCUCAAAUGCAACCACAACAUGUCUUUCGUCCCCUUCAAAUCGAAGGACCGCCGGUGGAUCGUCGGCGUCGGCGGCUGCUCAACCGAGAGCUGCUACGGCCCGGGCACCAUCAUCUUCAACACCAGAAAGCAUUCGGUGAUCCGGGGACCGGAGCCUAAGUCGGUCAAGAGCUACCCGAUCCUGCUGCCAAUCGACCACAAGAUCUACGCCCUGGCCCGAACCCCCUCCGUGGUUGGACCGCUCAACUUCGUGCCCUGGUUCGAGGUCCUCGACCUCUCGAGUGCAUGGGAAGUCGACGGCCGUCUGACCAACUGCAAGUGGAGCCGCCUGAAGCGGCCGCCAUUCUUUCCCUGGGAACUCACCCCAGGGGAUUACAUUUGUCCGCCCAGCGUUACCGUCAAGUCCUACGCCGCCGUGGGCUCCCGCAUACUGGUGUCCGUGACCGGACAUGUGGGCACCUACGCGUUUGACACCAGCUCCAACAGGUGGUCGACGGUGGAUGACAAGAACUGCCUGCCGUUUGUCAACGGAGCCGUCCCGCACAGCCCUGGGCUCUUCCUCGGCUUAUCGAGGGCCACAAAGGCCAUGGCCGGAUACAAGAUCAAUGUCGAUGGCGCUAAGCCACUCUCUGUGGUUGAGAUUCCGGUCGUGUCUAACUUGGAAGAUGUAGACCUGGUUGUGCAUAGCUACAAUUUCCUUUCCCUGGGGGUUGACAGGGGCUUCUGUUUGAUGAGUUGUUGGAGCGUUGAUGAAACGCGGGAUCCCCCACAUCUCCAGGCGCACAUCAGGGUAAGGACCUACAAAACAGAUGAUUUUGUGGAGUCCCAGGGAAAAUUCUUGGUCGUCAACAAGCAGUGGAUGCAGGUUUACAAGAUCCGCGAUUUGAUCCGGACACUAGACGCGCCCUGUCUGGCUAGCGUGGUCUCCAUAUGA
Lolium rigidum is the source of this 1191-nucleotide messenger RNA. RefSeq lists its product as uncharacterized. Bases 1 to 1191 code for a protein of 396 amino acids. Lineage: Eukaryota; Viridiplantae; Streptophyta; Magnoliopsida; Poales; Poaceae. The record is from RefSeq and is a predicted model, not a curated record. The transcript has a single exon. Gene Ontology annotation, molecular function: protein binding.